AUGAAGCUACAAUAUUUUCUCGUUGGCCUCGCUCCGUUCCUCCACUCCAGCCUCGCCAACUCGAAACCCGAUUUCGCAACAGCUUGCUAUGGCGAGGUAUUGCCCAACCUACCCGCACCACCAGAAAACAGGACGAUACCUUGGGGGAGUCCAAGGAUUGUGAACGGCAGCACGACGUGUUGUUCAUCGUUGGACGAAGUACGCACAGGUAUAGACGUUGUCGACGCGCAGUUGCUGAAGCUGCUUUUGUACGCGAAGCUACGCGAAGCUACGCGUUUUAAGAGUACACAUGACACGGUGGAUGUGCCGUCGAGGGAUCAGCAGGUUAUCGACAAUGCUAUGGCCAAUGCUACAGCCUUUCAUUUGCCUCAGACGAUCGCGAAGGCGGUUUUUACUGCUAUUAUCAACACCAGCGUGCCGUUUGAGCUUUGUGUGUUUGAUUCAUUCCACUACGACAUGGAGGGCGGCAAAUGCAAGAGGAAAAUACUCUGA
This is a messenger RNA of Laccaria bicolor S238N-H82, 492 nucleotides long. RefSeq lists its product as uncharacterized. Gene Ontology annotation, biological process: chorismate metabolic process; salicylic acid biosynthetic process. The transcript is spliced from 3 exons. Lineage: Eukaryota; Fungi; Basidiomycota; Agaricomycetes; Agaricales; Hydnangiaceae. The record is from RefSeq and is a predicted model, not a curated record. Bases 1 to 492 code for a protein of 163 amino acids. Gene Ontology annotation, molecular function: chorismate mutase activity.